This is a messenger RNA of Emiliania huxleyi CCMP1516, 1029 nucleotides long. RefSeq lists its product as hypothetical. Bases 1 to 1029 code for a protein of 342 amino acids. NCBI's taxonomy places the organism in Eukaryota, Haptophyta, Isochrysidales, Noelaerhabdaceae. The transcript has 2 exons. The record is from RefSeq and is a predicted model, not a curated record.
AUGUCGCUGCUGCGUCCCACGGCAACGUCGCAUGCAUCAUCCUCUAUGAUGGCCACACCUCGCGCAGCUGCGACGUUGAUGGCUGGCGCGGCGCCGUACGACUACACGCUCCUCACCCUGCAGCCGACGUACACAAUCCAUGACUGGCCGGCCACGCAGCGAAUCAUGGACGAGUACGUCGCGGAGACCAAGGCGGAGAGGGGCCUCACCUUCUGCGGCUACAGCACGACCCGCUCGAGGCGCGACAGCACCGUCGUUGGCGAUUUUGCGGAAGAGCCAGGGGACAAGCUCUUCUGUCGCGACGCCUUUCCCGACGCAGGCGGCCGACUCCCACUGCCGCACGCCUCCGCCACCCACUUCACGCCGCUGCACGCUUCCACAGCACCCGCAUUCCCGUCAGAUUCGCUGCUCGCGCACCUGUCGAACGUGGAGCCGCAGCGGUCCGCGCUGCUGCAGGGGCCCGCCUCCCUCGACGGCAUCGAACUGCACGGCCCCGCCGCCGAGCUGCGCAAGUGCGAGGACGCGCCCGCCCUGCAGGGUGCGAGGCUGUUUGAGGUCGACUGCGGGCUGAGCCGGCUCGAGAAGGAGAGCGGCGGCAUGCCGCUGCCGCUCCAGCUGGUCAGUCUGCACACCUCCUUCUCCCUCGCCGACGCCGACGCCGCGCGCGCCAUCUGCAAGGAGAUUGUCGCCACGACCGCCGGCGAGGAGAACUGCAUCUAUCACGGCUGGACCGUCUGCGGCGACACACUCACGUGCCGCGAGGCGUACGGGAGCGCGGUGGGGCUGGCGCGGCACUGCGAGGGCGUCGCCGCCUCGAUAGAGAGGCUGCUCGACGGCCCGGCCACGCUGCGGGAGGGGCAGCUCCACGCGUCGCUCUCGCAGCUCCCCGUCCUAGCGGAGUUCGUCGAGGAGAGGCGGCGCGAGACGGGCUACUGCAGCCGCGAGACGCAGCGCUUCUUCGCGGCCGAGGGUGGCUUCUCGAGGUACGAGGUCCAGCAGUCCAUGUUCGGCUUCUUCCUCCGUCGCUGA